AUGGCUCCCCGGAUUAUAAUGUUUGCUGGAGCCCCAGAUCUAAAGUCACUAGAACGGGAUGAAGCUAGCCUGCUCACAACCUUCAGCCCCCCGUUCGUACGAUUCUUCCAUCUAGACGGGUAUGAGAGCCAAGUUGCUGCCUCGUUUGCAGCUGAUGCUACACAGGCCUCGUUUGAGCACCCGGCUUGGAGGUCCAUUCCUUUAGAACGGCAACAUCUACCGACUGGCAUAUCACAAGACCAUGCAUGGCAGGAAGGAGCCUCGUUCUUCUCAACCUCUGAGAUCGACUCGCUGAUGGAAGAAUUGUCCCAGAAACAAACAUACGAGAGCUUUGAAUCAAGCUCGCAAUCCGUCAAGCAAGUCCUGUCUCAAUUCUACGAAGAGUCCUAUGCUCGACAUCAAGAUGUUCCCUCGUCUCAAAUUGCUGCUGUAUCGCAAACCAAUACUUCAUCCUCGGGUGGCACUUCUUUUAGUACGACGGAUAUGACGUUUGAUUCGCCAGCCAAUGUGGUUAAGAAAGACGUACCAGUUGCGGGAAGUUUGAAUAACAUCAAAGACACACCAAAUGCCGUAUAUCUCUCCUCAAUCCAUCCCCAGACAAUGACUGUCAAUCUCAUUGUUGGCAUCAUCUCCCUCCCGGAACCCCGCCUCAUCAAAACACGGCGGGGACCUGACGUGGAGCUCAUCGAGGCACUCGUUGGCGAUGAAACCAAAGCAGGUUUUGCAGUCAAUUUCUGGCUCUCAUCUUCCGAGGCCGUCGAUGGAGGUUUAAGGAGUCCAGUCCAAGGACUAAGACCACAAGACGUGGUCUUGAUGCGCAAUGUCGCUUUAAGCAGCUUUCGAGGAAAAGUUUACGGACAGAGCCUAAGGAAGGGCAUGACGAAGAUACAUCUUUUAUACAGGAAUCGUAUUGAUAGGACGGAUGUUGCGGGUUGCUACAGUGCGGCGGAUCUUAAUUCUGGGGAACUUGCAAACUUGCAGGUGGAGAAGACGAAGAGGGUUAGGGAGUGGGUCAUGAGGUUCGUUGGUACGGGUGUCAUGCAAAAGAAGGGGAAGAGGAAUGCGCUUCACGAGAGCCUGCCGCCCGAUACACAAUGA
Lachnellula hyalina is the source of this 1098-nucleotide messenger RNA. RefSeq lists its product as uncharacterized. The transcript has a single exon. The record is from RefSeq and is a predicted model, not a curated record. Bases 1 to 1098 code for a protein of 365 amino acids. NCBI's taxonomy places the organism in Eukaryota, Fungi, Ascomycota, Leotiomycetes, Helotiales, Lachnaceae.